UUGAGUAGCAGAACUAAGAAUGCAAGUGGCGAAUCUCUAGGUGGCGCUAAACGCUUAAGCGGCAUGGCAAGCGUUUCGAUUUUUGUCUGUGGUUUGUUAAUAGUUCCCCAUUUUGCGUUGAUUUUGGUGAAGUGGAAUAGUGCUAAAGCAUUUUUAUGUAGUGUUGAAGCAUUAGAAUUAAACAAAAAUGGAGAAAAGAAAGGAAUCUUUAAGUGACAUAAAACUGUGUAGAUUUUGUUUAACUCAGGAUUCAUCAUUGACCAGUUUAUAUGAUCGAAGUCGGGACCCCAUAUUAGUGACUCUUCCUUUGAAAAUUAUGGCAUGCGUUUCUAUCGAGGUAUUUCCAUCAGAUAAGAUGCCUUCCUACAUUUGCGAGCGCUGCAGGGUCUUCAUGGACAUUUGCUAUGACUUCAAACAAAUUUGUCGGCGGGCUGAUGAGUCCUGCCUUCAGUUUGUCCAAAAUGGGGUCCCUAUCAGUGCUGUCAAUUGGCCUUCUUCACUUACAAAGAUAUUUCAACUGACGAAAAGAACUGCGUCUAGGCCAAUUAACACUGUAGUAGAAGGAGGAGCGACAAUUGCAGUUACAUCUCAAGAUAUGUCCGAGAAUGAUAAUGAAGAUGAAGAGACAUUCAACAUAAAGAUUGAUGCUUCUCGUGAUGGAUCCAAGCGUAUCAAAGUAACACCUAGUGGAGACAAAGAAAGUGCAUCUAAAAAAGCAGGUUGGUGGGAGACAGCGGUAAGGAAGGGUGUGAUGGUGCGCGUGCGCCGGCAGUCGAGCGGGCUGGGCUCGUGGCCGUGCGACCAGUGCGACAGCAGCUACUCGCUGCACCAACUGCUCGACAUACACAAAGCCAGGAAGCACCGCGCCAGAAAUGUACAAUGCGAACAGUGCGAUGCUAAAUUUUUCUCCAAAUAUGACUUACUCACACACAAAUUACGUCAUUCCAACGAAAUGCCGUUCCAAUGUGUUGCUUGCGAUAAAAAAUUCAAACGGCUUAUUUUGCUUAAAAGACACGAAAAGAUGAUGCAUUCUAAUUUACCUCUACAUUUGUGCGAAAACUGCCCCGCCACAUUCCUGUCCACCGUGGAACUGGAAGCCCACAAAAAAAGGCACGAGGGCUAUGCAAAUCGGCAACAUGUCUGCACAAUAUGUGACAGAAAGUUUCACAAAAGAAACACUCUGGUUCGGCACCAGGACGUCGUGCACGGGAACAAACAAUUCUCUUGCGAGUAUUGCCCCCAGCGAUUUACCUCCGUGUCCAAAUUAUCACGGCACGUGAGGGCACACGCCGGCGACCGGGCGUAUCCGUGCAAAUACUGCAACAAGAGCUUCCUGAAGUCGCAUCAUUAUACCAGGCAUCUCCGCUUGAAACACGAGGAGCAAGUGCGGCAAGCGCGCGGCGGCGACGCGGAGUUCCGCUGCGAGCAGUGCACCGAGACCUUCGGCACCCAGGACGAGCUGUACUACCACUCGGCCAUCCACGCCACGCAGAACCUCACGUGCCCGCUCUGCCAGGAGAAGUUCGAGAACGUGGACGCCGUCACCACGCACAUCAGGACCCACGUCAACGGAAUAGAGUUCAUGUGCGACUACUGUGAGUUGGUGUUCACGUCUAAGGACAAGCUGGACGCGCACAUGAUUGCGGCGCAUGACGACGAAGCUUGGCCUGCCAAGGAGAUGGACGAGUCGUCGCUGGAGGCGGACGCGAUGGACGCGGACGUGGACGAUGACGACGAUGACAACGGACUCAAUGUUAAAGAGGAAGGCGACCACAUGGUGGUAGAAAUAAAGAAAGCGGAUGGCUAUAUGCUCAAGAAAGAAAUUGAAGUUGGACAAAUCAUUACUACUAACUCUGAAGGUUCAGGUGUGAGUGUGUACACAGACAGCGACGCGGGCGGGGGCGCGGAGGCGCCGCGCGAGGCCGCCCGGCGCCCGCCGCCCGCCACCAAGUCCGAGGCCACCUCCUCGCGCCUGCCCGCCGCCAACGAGAGGAUAAGCAUUUUGCGCAAGGCUGAGGCAAUGAAACGCAAGGCAGUUGUAAAAGAAGAACCUGAUGUCCCCCAGAAGAAAGAGAGGGGUGCGAAGGUUGACAGCACCACCAGCAACGCCGGGUCCAGCGACAAGUCUCUCCGCAUUCUGGAGAAGGAAUUACAAGAGCUUAAAAGGACUACAACAAGAGUAGAAGGCAAGCCGGCAAAAGCAGGGGAAGCGAAGAGCAAACGGCAGGCCGUUCAUACCUCCACGCCAAAACUGAGGCUCGAUUUUAGAUCUGGCGACGACAAGAAAGCACAAGCUACGCCCAAGCUUACUACAGCAGUGGAAAAGAAGCCCGUGGAGCGCCGCAUACUCAACAAGGACCCCAAGGACGCCGUGGCCAGGAACACUGUCACCAGCUCGAAGGAUGACAAAAACGUCUCCAGCACCAAGGAGGACAAGCCCGCCGCGGACCGCGUCGACGCCGCCAAGGACAACCAUAACAAGAAAAACAGCAGGGAAGACGAAAAGCCGCCCGAGAAAAGCAAAAUGGCCGACAAGAAUAUACCCGAGAAGGAAGACAAAGGCGCCAGUAAAGAGGCCAAGGGUAAAGUUACGAAGGAGGACGUACCCAGCUCCAGCAAGAUCGAAGCUAGCUCGAGCACCAACGCGGAAAAGAGCGCUCCCGCCAAGAACGAAGACAAGACCGUCAAGAACGGCGACACGAGCGGCUCUGAAGACAGCUCGGUACGUCGGUCAACUAGGCCAUCGAAAAUCAAGAACUAUGCCAGCAUGAUUCGUGACAGAACACGAAUGAUUCGAGAUGCGGAUGAUGAUGAAGAAAUUUCGGAUAUGGAAGACGAAUUCGUUGGACCGGAGCCUGAUGUAACACAGAGUCCAGAGCCGCCCGCGCGCAAGAGCCUGCCGAAGCGGCAAAAGGCGGCGACUCCCGCCGCCGCCGCGUCCACGCCGACCGCCACCCCCGCCGCGCGGCGUCGCGGGCGCCCGCGCAAGGAGGCGACUCCAAAGGAAAGCGGGGAGGACGCAGAAGUAGACCCCCCAACGGUUAAGGAACCUGAAGAAAAACCAGAGGAACCCACCAAAGAACCUGAAGUUACGAAUAAAGAAAUUCCUUCAGAACCCCAAACCACUCCGGUACAGGCAACAACGCCGCCCACGAGCACUGAGCCGCAAGUGAACACGCUCAUGUCACCCACGGGACAAACAUUGAAAAAAGUGCCUGUAAAAGCUUUACCACCGGGAGUUAAGCCUUUGCCGCUGACACUUAACGCUAGACCAGGUGACCUGUGUCAAAUGCAAAUUGGAAAGAAAAUGGUGAAGGUGCAGAAGAUCGUUAUGACCAAAGCGGAAGUCGAAGCGAUGGCUAAGAAAGGGCUUUUGGAGUUAAAGGACGGGACCAUGGUGCUGAAGCAAGGCAUCAAGCUGCCAGGUGGCGACCCUGCUGUCCUCAAGUCAGGGCUGGUUAGCCAAGGAGCGAUUCGAAAAGUGUCAGCCACCCCAACGCGGUGUAAUUUUGAAGGCGAAGAAGGAUAAUAACUUCUAUAAAAGAUCGAAAUAAUGAAUGUCUUCUUAAGCGUAUCAUCAGCUAUAGCAAAGAAUUACGUGUGUCUCUACGUACCACUCUCGAUGUGAUUCUAAAUAAUGAAUUUGCAUCUUAUUAGGUUAGGCGCUUAGAUUAAUGUUACUUUAUAUAAUUAUUAGUUAAUGGUAUGAAAGUAUUUUUGUUUAAAACUACAAUUACCCUUUAGACUGUGUGAAUCUUAUUUUGAAGAAGGUAUUUGAACGAGUGAACGCUUCAUA
This is a messenger RNA of Cydia amplana, 3796 nucleotides long. RefSeq names its product protein suppressor of hairy wing-like. NCBI's taxonomy places the organism in Eukaryota, Metazoa, Arthropoda, Insecta, Lepidoptera, Tortricidae. Bases 188 to 3529 code for a protein of 1113 amino acids. Gene Ontology annotation, cellular component: nucleus. The transcript has 28 exons. The record is from RefSeq and is a predicted model, not a curated record. Gene Ontology annotation, molecular function: zinc ion binding; RNA polymerase II cis-regulatory region sequence-specific DNA binding; DNA-binding transcription factor activity, RNA polymerase II-specific. Gene Ontology annotation, biological process: regulation of DNA-templated transcription.